AGCGCCCCCCUCCUCGCUCCGCGGCUCCUCCAGCCCUCCCCUCCUCCCGCAGCCAUGUUCCACGCGCGGGGAGGGGUGGGGGGAGGGGAGAGGCACGGGGAAUCAGGGCGGAGAGAGCCUGCUCUGCCUCGGGGAAGGAGGGGAUGAGAGUUGGGGGGAGCAGCGGGAGGAGGCGGUGGCAGCGGCUAGCGAGGAGACAGCGCUGGGUCCUGCAGUAGGACUCCCGGGAGCCACCAUCAUGGUGAAGAGGAAGAGCUCCGAGGGCCAGGAGCAGGACGGCGGCCGCGGCAUCCCCCUGCCCAUCCAGACCUUCCUGUGGCGGCAAACCAGUGCAUUUUUGAGGCCCAAACUGGGGAAGCAAUAUGAAGCUUCUUGUGUGUCCUUUGAGCGAGUGUUGGUAGAAAACAAGCUGCAUGGCCUCUCUCCAGCUCUCUCUGAAGCCAUCCAGAGCAUUUCCAGAUGGGAACUUGUGCAAGCUGCUUUGCCUCAUGUCCUCCACUGCACUGCAACCCUGCUUUCAAACCGAAACAAGCUAGGCCACCAGGAUAAACUGGGUGUUGCUGAGACAAAGCUCCUUCACACUCUGCACUGGAUGCUUCUGGAAGCCCCCCAGGACUGCAACAAUGAGCGGUUUGGGGGUGCAGACCGAGGUUCCAGCUGGGGUGGCAGCAGCAGCGCUUUCAUCCAUCAGGUUGAAAAUCAGGGUUCUCCAGGGCAGCCUUGCCAAAGCAGCCCUAAUGACGAAGAAGAGAACAACCGAAGGAAGAUCUUCCAGAACUCCAUGGCUACUGUGGAGCUCUUUGUGUUUCUGUUUGCUCCCUUGGUACACAGGAUCAAGGAAUCUGACCUCACCUUCCGCCUGGCCAGUGGGCUUGUUAUAUGGCAGCCCAUGUGGGAACACAGACAGCCUGAAGUCUCUGGCUUUACUGCACUGGUAAAGCCCAUCAGGAACAUCAUCACAGCCAAGAGAAGUUCUCCUAUCAACAGUCAAAGCCGGUCCUGUGAAUCGCCAAAUCAAGACGCAGGACACUUAGAGGGACUCCAGGUGGUUUGUGAAACAUUCCAGUCAGAUUCCAUCUCACCCAAGGCCACCAUUUCGGGCUGCCACCGAGGAAAUUCCUUUGAUGGAAGUCUGUCCUCCCAAACUUCCCAGGAAAGAGGCCCAUCACAUUCCAGGGCCUCUCUCGUGAUACCUCCAUGCCAAAGGUCCCGCUAUGCCACCUACUUUGACGUUGCUGUUCUGCGCUGCCUACUUCAGCCCCAUUGGUCUGAGGAAGGCACUCAGUGGUCUCUGAUGUACUAUCUACAAAGGCUGCGACACAUGUUGGAAGAGAAGCCAGAAAAGCCUCCAGAGCCAGAUAUUCCUCUCCUGCCCAGACCCAGGAGUAGCUCCAUGGUGGCGGCAGCUCCCUCACUAGUGAACACCCACAAAACCCAAGAUCUCACCAUGAAGUGUAAUGAGGAGGAAAAAUCUCUUAGUGCUGAGGCCUUUUCCAAGGUUUCACUGACCAAUCUGCGCAGAUCUGCAGUCCCAGAUCUUUCUUCAGACCUGGGCAUGAAUAUUUUUAAAAAGUUCAAGAGUCGCAAAGAAGACCGAGAGAGGAAAGGCUCCAUUCCGUUCCACCACACGGGCAAGAGGAGGCCACGGAGAAUGGGAGUGCCCUUCCUGCUUCACGAGGACCACCUGGAUGUGUCCCCCACGCGCAGCACAUUCUCCUUUGGAAGUUUCUCUGGUCUGGGAGAAGACAGGCGAGGAAUUGAGAAAGGAGGCUGGCAAACCACCAUUUUAGGGAAAUUGACCCGGCGAGGCAGUUCAGAUGCAGCCACUGAGAUGGAGAGUCUGAGUGCCAGGCACUCCCACUCCCAUCACACCCUGUUAAGCGACCUGCCGGACCCCUCCAACAGCCAUGGAGAAAACACCGUCAAGGAAGUGCGAUCUCAGAUCUCCACCAUCACAGUUGCGACCUUCAAUACCACGUUGGCAUCAUUCAAUGUAGGCUACGCAGACUUUUUCAGUGAGCAUAUGAGGAAACUCUGCAACCAAGUGCCUAUCCCAGAGAUGCCACAUGAACCUCUGGCAUGCGCAAACCUGCCUCGAAGCCUCACAGACUCCUGCAUAAACUACAGCUAUCUAGAGGACACAGAACAUAUUGAUGGGACCAAUAACUUUGUCCACAAGAAUGGAAUGCUUGAUCUUUCUGUAGUUCUGAAGGCUGUUUAUCUUGUCCUUAAUCAUGACAUCAGCUCUCGCAUCUGUGAUGUGGCAUUAAACAUUGUGGAAUGCUUGCUUCAACUUGGUGUGGUGCCCUGUGUAGAAAAGAAUAGAAAGAAGAGUGAAAACAAGGAAAAUGAGACUUUGGAAAAGAGGCCAAGUGAGGGAGCUUUCCAAUUCAAAGGAGUGUCUGGAAGUUCCACCUGUGGAUUUGGGGGCCCUGCAGUUAGUGGAGCUGGAGAUGGUGGAGGAGAAGAAGGAGGAGGUGGAGAUGGAGGAGGUGGAGGAGGUGAUGGAGGAGGAGGUGGAGGAGGUGGAAGUGGCCCUUAUGAGAAGAAUGAUAAGAACCAAGAGAAGGAUGAAAGUACACCUGUAAGCAACCAUAGGCUUGCUCUAACAAUGCUCAUCAAAAUAGUGAAGUCUUUGGGAUGUGCCUAUGGUUGCGGAGAAGGACACCGAGGGCUCUCUGGAGAUCGUCUGAGACACCAGGUAUUCCGAGAGAAUGCCCAGAACUGCCUCACUAAGCUAUACAAGCUAGAUAAGAUGCAGUUCCGACAAACCAUGAGGGACUAUGUGAACAAGGACUCUCUCAAUAAUGUAGUGGACUUCUUGCAUGCUUUGCUAGGAUUUUGUAUGGAGCCAGUCACUGACAACAAGGCUGGGUUUGGAAAUAACUUCACCACAGUGGACAACAAAUCCACAGCCCAAAAUGUGGAAGGCAUUAUCGUCAGUGCCAUGUUUAAAUCUCUCAUCACACGCUGCGCUUCAACCACACAUGAAUUGCACAGCCCUGAGAAUCUGGGGCUGUAUUGUGACAUCCGUCAGCUGGUCCAGUUUAUCAAGGAGGCUCACGGGAAUGUCUUCAGGAGAGUAGCCCUUAGUGCUUUGCUUGACAGUGCCGAGAAGUUAGCACCAGGGAAAAAGGCGGAGGAGAAUGAACAGGAAUCUAAGCCUGCAGGCAGUAAAAGGUCAGAGGCAGGAAGUGUUGUGGAUAAAGGCCAGGUAUCUUCUGCACCUGAGGAAUGUCGCAGCUUCAUGUCCGGUCGCCCCUCACAGACUCCAGAGCACGAUGAGCAGAUGCAAGGGGCCAACCUGGGGAGGAAAGAUUUCUGGCGUAAGAUGUUCAAGUCCCAGAGUGCAGCAAGUGACACCAGCAGCCAGUCUGAGCAGGACACUUCAGAAUGCACCACUGCCCACUCAGGGACCACCUCUGACCGACGCGCCCGCUCACGAUCACGCAGAAUUUCCCUCCGGAAGAAGCUUAAACUCCCCAUAGGUAAAAGGAACUGGCUGAAAAGAUCAUCCCUCUCAGGCCUGGCAGAUGGUGUGGAGGACCUCUUGGACAUCAGUUCUGUGGACCGACUCUCUUUCAUCAGGCAAAGCUCCAAGGUCAAAUUCACCAGUGCUGUGAAGCUUUCUGAAGGUGGGCCAGGAAGUGGAAUGGAAAAUGGAAGAGAUGAAGAGGAAAAUUUCUUCAAGCGUCUUGGUUGCCACAGUUUUGAUGAUCAUCUCUCUCCCAACCAAGAUGGUGGAAAAAGCAAAAACGUGGUGAAUCUUGGCGCAAUCCGACAAGGCAUGAAACGCUUCCAGUUUCUGUUAAACUGCUGUGAGCCGGGGACAAUUCCUGAUGCCUCCAUCCUAGCAGCUGCCUUGGAUCUAGAAGCGCCUGUGGUGGCCAGAGCAGCCUUAUUCCUGGAAUGUGCUCGUUUUGUUCACCGCUGCAACCGUGGCAACUGGCCAGAGUGGAUGAAAGGGCACCAUGUGAACAUCACCAAGAAAGGCCUUUCCAGGGGACGCUCUCCCAUUGUGGGCAACAAGCGAAACCAGAAGCUGCAGUGGAAUGCGGCCAAGCUCUUCUACCAAUGGGGAGAUGCAAUUGGCGUCCGAUUGAAUGAGCUGUGCCAUGGGGAAAGUGAGAGCCCAGCCAACUUGCUGGGCCUCAUUUACGACGAAGAGACCAAGAGGAGACUUAGAAAGGAGGAUGAGGAGGAAGACUUUUUAGAUGACAGUACUGUGAACCCCUCUAAAUGUGGUUGCCCCUUUGCCUUGAAGAUGGCAGCAUGUCAGCUUCUUCUGGAGAUUACCACCUUCCUGCGAGAGACCUUUUCUUGUCUGCCCAGACCUCGCACUGAGCCUCUGGUGGACUUGGAAAGCUGCAGACUUCGUUUGGACCCCGAGUUGGACCGGCACAGAUAUGAGAGGAAGAUCAGCUUUGCUGGGGUCCUGGAUGAAAAUGAAGAUUCAAAAGAUUCUCUCCACAGCAGCAGCCACACUCUCAAAUCAGAUGCAGGAGUCGAGGAGAAGAAAGAAGGGAGUCCUUGGAGUGCAAGCGAGCCCAGCAUUGAGCCCGAGGGAAUGAGUAAUGCCGGUGUGGAGGAGAAUUACCACAGAAACAUGUCAUGGCUUCAUGUCAUGAUCUUGCUGUGCAAUCAGCAGAGUUUCAUCUGCACUCAUGUUGACUACUGCCAUCCUCACUGCUACCUGCAUCACAGCCGCUCUUGUGCCCGACUGGUCAGAGCCAUCAAACUGCUCUAUGGAGACAGUGUGGACUCCCUGCGGGAAAGCAGCAACAUCAGCAACGUGGCUCUCCGGGGCAAGAAACAGAAAGAAUGCUCAGAUAAGUCAUGCCUGAGGACACCUUCUCUAAAGAAGAGAGUUUCAGAUGCCAAUCUGGAAGGAAAAAAAGAUUCCGGAAUGCUGAAGUACAUCAGACUUCAGGUGAUGAGCUUGUCGCCUGCUCCCUUAUCUCUGUUAAUCAAGGCAGCACCAAUUCUGACAGAGGAGAUGUAUGGAGACAUCCAGCCAGCUGCCUGGGAGCUCCUGCUCAGCAUGGAUGAGCACAUGGCAGGGGCAGCAGCUGCCAUGUUCCUGCUGUGUGCAGUGAAGGUGCCUGAGGCCGUGUCCGACAUGCUGAUGUCAGAGUUCCACCACCCGGAGACUGUGCAGAGGCUAAAUGCUGUCCUCAAGUUCCACACGCUCUGGAGGUUUCGCUAUCAAGUCUGGCCCCGAAUGGAGGAAGGAGCACAGCAGAUUUUUAAGAUUCCGCCUCCCAGUAUCAAUUUCACCCUGCCCUCACCGGUGCUUGGAAUGCCAUCCGUCCCAAUGUUUGACCCUCCAUGGGUUCCUCAGUGCAGCGGGAGUGUCCAGGACCCCAUUAAUGAAGACCAGUCUAAAUCAUUUUCAGCCCGGGCUGUGUCCCGCUCCCAUCAAAGGGCAGAACACAUCUUAAAGAACUUGCAGCAGGAGGAAGAAAAGAAACGUCUUGGUCGAGAAGCCAGUCUCAUUACCGCCAUCCCCAUCACCCAGGAGGCUUGCUAUGAGCCCACAUGCACGCCCAACUCAGAGCCGGAAGAAGAAGUAGAAGACGUCAGCAAUCUGGCCUCCCGCAGACUGUCUGUGAGUCCGUCCUGCACCUCCAGCACUUCCCACCGGAAUUACUCCUUCCGCCGAGGGUCAGUCUGGUCAGUGCGUUCAGCUGUCAGUGCUGAAGAUGAGGAGCAUACCACUGAACACACACCAAACCACCAUGUGCCUCAGCCCCCACAAGCAGUGUUCCCAGCAUGCAUCUGUGCAGCAGUACUUCCCAUUGUUCAUCUGAUGGAGGAUGGUGAGGUGCGGGAAGAUGGAGUAGCAGUGAGUGCUGUGGCUCAACAAGUCUUAUGGAACUGUCUAAUUGAAGAUCCAUCAACAGUUCUUCGACACUUUCUGGAAAAACUGACCAUCAGCAAUAGACAAGAUGAGUUAAUGUACAUGCUGCGCAAACUUCUCUUGAAUAUUGGAGACUUUCCUGCUCAGACAUCUCACAUCCUAUUCAACUAUUUGGUAGGAUUAAUCAUGUACUUUGUGCGGACACCCUGUGAGUGGGGGAUGGAUGCCAUUUCAGCCACCCUGACAUUCCUGUGGGAAGUGGUGGGUUACGUGGAGGGCCUCUUCUUCAAAGAUCUCAAGCAGACAAUGAAGAAGGAGCAGUGCGAGGUGAAGCUCCUGGUGACUGCUUCAAUGCCAGGUACCAAAACCUUGGUAGUUCAUGGACAGAAUGAGUGUGAUAUUCCAACCCAGUUACCAGUGCAUGAAGACACUCAAUUUGAAGCCCUAUUGAAGGAGUGUCUGGAGUUUUUUAAUAUCCCAGAAUCCCAGUCAACACAUUAUUUUCUUAUGGAUAAACGAUGGAACCUUAUCCACUACAAUAAGACCUAUGUUCGAGAUAUCUAUCCUUUCCGGAGGUCAGUAUCUCCCCAGCUGAACCUUGUACAUAUGCAUCCAGAGAAGGGACAGGAGCUCAUUCAGAAACAGGUGUUCACUCGGAAGCUGGAGGAAGUAGGGCGGGUGUUGUUUCUCAUCUCCCUAACCCAGAAGAUACCCACAGCCCACAAACAGUCCCACGUCUCCAUGCUUCAAGAAGACCUCCUCCGCCUGCCCUCUUUCCCUCGAAGUGCGAUUGAUGCUGAGUUUUCACUCUUCAGUGAUCCUCAAGCUGGAAAGGAACUGUUUGGCCUCGACACUCUUCAGAAAAGCUUGUGGAUCCAGCUCCUGGAGGAAAUGUUCCUGGGCAUGCCAAGCGAGUUUCCAUGGGGAGACGAAAUCAUGCUUUUCCUCAAUGUUUUUAAUGGGGCUCUGAUCCUCCAUCCAGAAGACAGUGCCCUGCUUAGGCAGUACGCUGCCACUGUCAUCAACACCGCGGUGCACUUCAACCACCUCUUCUCUCUCAGCGGCUACCAGUGGAUCCUCCCCACUAUGCUGCAGGUGUACUCCGACUAUGAAAGCAACCCCCAGUUGCGUCAAGCCAUCGAGUUCGCCUGUCAUCAGUUUUACAUUCUACACCGGAAGCCCUUUGUGCUCCAGCUGUUUGCCAGUGUGGCCCCUCUCCUGGAAUUUCCAGAUGCUGCUAAUAACGGACCCAGCAAAGGUGUGUCAGCUCAGUGCCUGUUUGACUUGCUGCAGUCCCUAGAGGGAGAGACCACUGACAUAUUAGACAUCUUAGAGCUGGUCAAAGCUGAGAAGCCUCUUAAGUCAUUAGAUUUCUGUUAUGGAAAUGAAGAUCUGACAUUUUCUAUCAGUGAGGCCAUUAAGCUCUGUGUCACUGUGGUGGCGUAUGCUCCCGAAUCAUUCAGAAGUCUUCAGAUGCUGAUGGUCUUGGAAGCCUUAGUUCCGUGUUACCUACAAAAGCUAAAGAGGCAGACAUCACAGGUGGAGACAGUACCUGCUGCCCGAGAGGAGAUUGCGGCCACAGCUGCUCUUGCAACGUCCCUACAGGCCCUUUUAUACAGUGUAGAGGUCCUCACCAGGCCCAUGACAGCCCCACAGAUGAGCAGGUGUGACCAAGGUCAUAAGGGAACCACCACAGCCAAUCACACCAUGUCGUCUGGGGUGAACACCAGGUACCAGGAACAAGGAGCCAAACUGCACUUUAUCAGGGAAAACCUUCAUUUACUGGAGGAAGGGCAAGGCCUUCCCAGAGAGGAACUGGAUGAACGCAUUGCUCGAGAAGAGUUCAGAAGACCCCGGGAGUCCUUACUGAAUAUUUGCACAGAGUUCUAUAAGCACUGUGGACCGCGGCUGAAGAUCUUGCAAAAUCUGGCUGGGGAGCCACGAGUCACUGCCCUGGAGCUGCUGGAUGUGAAGUCUCACAUGAGGUUGGCAGAAAUUGCACACUCCCUUCUGAAGCUGGCACCAUAUGACACCCAGACAAUGGAGAGUCGUGGGCUUCGGCGCUACAUCAUGGAGAUGCUACCCAUUACUGACUGGACAGCUGAGGCAGUGAGGCCAGCCCUCAUCCUCAUUUUAAAAAGAUUGGAUAGAAUGUUCAACAAAAUUCAUAAGAUGCCUACUUUGAGGCGACAGGUUGAGUGGGAGCCUGCCAGCAAUUUGAUUGAAGGGGUUUGUUUGACACUUCAGAGGCAGCCAAUCAUAUCCUUCCUGCCUCACCUUAGGUCACUGAUCAAUGUCUGUGUCAAUCUGGUGAUGGGAGUGGUAGGACCUUCCAGUGUUGCUGAUGGAUUACCCCUUCUUCAUCUCAGCCCUUAUCUCUCACCACCUCUGCCCUUCAGCACAGCUGUUGUCCGGCUUGUAGCAUUGCAGAUACAGGCUUUAAAAGAAGAUUUUCCUUUAAGCCAUGUGAUCUCCCCAUUCACCAAUCAAGAGCGAAGGGAGGGGAUGCUUUUAAAUCUGCUCAUCCCAUUUGUGCUCACAGUAGGAUCUGGAAGCAAAGAUAGCCCAUGGUUGGAGCAGCCUGAGGUGCAGCUACUGCUGCAGACGGUCAUCAAUGUGCUCCUGCCACCGCGGAUCAUCAGCACAUCCAGGAGUAAGAACUUCAUGUUGGAGAGCUCCCCCGCUCACUGCUCCACCCCUGGGGAUGCAGGGAAAGACUUGCGCAGGGAAGGGCUGGCUGAAUCCACCAGCCAAGCAGCAUACUUGGCACUGAAGGUGAUUCUCGUCUGCUUUGAGAGGCAGCUCGGAAGCCAGUGGUACUGGCUGAGCCUCCAGGUGAAGGAGAUGGCUCUGCGGAAGGUGGGAGGCCUGGCCCUUUGGGACUUCCUCGACUUCAUCGUGCGGACCCGAAUACCCAUCUUUGUGCUUUUGCGCCCUUUCAUCCAGUGCAAGCUGCUGGCCCAGCCAGCAGAGAAUCAUGAAGAGCUUUCCGCCCGGCAGCAUAUUGCCGACCAGCUGGAGCGGCGCUUCAUACCACGACCUUUGUGUAAGAGCUCACUCAUCGCUGAGUUCAACAAUGAACUAAAAAUUCUCAAAGAGGCAGUUCAUAGUGGAUCAGCCUACCAAGGCAAGACAUCCAUCAGUACCGUGGGCACCUCCACCUCUGCUUACCGCCUGAGCUUGGCCACCAUGUCCCGCUCUAACACGGGCACGGGCACCGUCUGGGAGCAGGACAGUGAGCCAUCCCAGCAGGCUUCGCAGGACACCCUGAGUCGGACUGAUGAGGAAGAUGAGGAAAAUGACUCUGUAAGCAUGCCCAGCGUGGUAAGUGAACAAGAAGCUUACCUCCUGAGUGCCAUUGGAAGGAGGCGAUUCUCCAGCCAUGUCUCCAGCAUGUCUGCACCUCAGGCUGAGGUGGGCAUGCUACCCAGCCAGAGUGAACCUAAUGUCCUCGAUGACUCCCAGGGCCUGGCCGCCGAGGGUAGCCUCUCUAGGGUGGCAAGUAUACAAAGUGAACCUGGUCAACAGAACCUCCUCGUUCAGCAGCCACUGGGGAGGAAGAGGGGCCUGAGGCAGCUAAGACGUCCUCUACUAUCACGUCAGAAAACUCAGACUGAACCCAAAAAUCGCCAAGGGGCUCGACUGUCAACCACUCGCAGGAGCAUUCAACCUAAAACGAAGCCGUCUGUGGACCAGAAACGGUCUGUGACCUUUAUUGAGGCUCAGCCAGAGCCAGCAGCUGUCCCAACAGAUGCACUUCCUGCCACAGGCCAACUACAGGGCUGCAGCCCAGUCCCAUCUAGGAAACCAGAGGCAGUGGACGAACCAGUCCUCACAUCUUCUCCUGCCAUAAUUGUUGCGGAUCUCCACAGCCUGUCUCCCAAGCAGAGCGAGAACUUUUCAACUGAAGAAAGAGAAAAGAAAGAGGAAACAGAAGCACAAAGUGCUACUGCACACAGUCCACCCUCUACCCAACUCUCUGACCCUGAUGACUUCACGGGCCUCGAGACAUCCAGCCUCCUACAGCAUGGAGACACUGUCCUUCACAUCAGUGAGGAAAAUGGCAUGGAGAACCCCCUACUGUCUAGCCAGUUCACCUUUACUCCCACUGAGCUGGGGAAAAUGGAUGAAGUCUUAGAUGAGUCUCAUGUUUAAUUCUGUAUAUUGUAAGCUCUGCAGGUAUACAGAAGACAUGAAAGUGAUCUCUAUACUACAAGUUCAACACUUUUGCUUAAAAAAGAUUAAUUACAAAAUAGCACUUUAUUUCUAAUGGGUAGCACAAAUCUGAAUAGAUUUUGCUGCCAAUACACAUAAUGUUUCAUAAACAUCUUAAAAGUCAAUGGCUAAAAGGAUUUAGUUGUGCGAAAAUCAUAAAACCAGGGAGGAAUAAGGGGAAAGAGCCAUUUCACUGCACAUUGUUUAUGAUUCAAGAAGCCUUCAGCAGUUAAAAAAUAUAUACUAUUCAGUGCUGCUUUCAUAGAAAUAUUAACAAAUAAUAUGGCCUAAAAAUAGAAUGCAAUUUUUUGAGAUUACUCACAUUAUACAUCUCAUGCAAAUAUUUAUUUUUAUAGUUUUAAAAAUAUUAAUUCAGGUUGGCUAUACAAGUAGCAAUUUACAUAAAAAAUAAUUAAUAAGAAAAAUAUUUACUUUGGGGAUACUAAAUAACAAGCCUACAGCCAUUUUUGUUUUGAUUAACAAUACAGCCAUUUAGAAGAAGAAAAAAAAUACUAUAUAUAGAGCUGUGGACUUUUAGAUAUUUAUUUUUCAACUGUCAUUUUCAUUGCAUGUUGUAGAUCGAAAUGCAGAUGUCAUAAUCAUCCAAUUUCAUAAUCUAUCGUGUUAGAGAAUAUUCUAGAAAUCAUCAGAAAUAACUCUGAAUUAAGAACCUAAAUAGCCUAUACAAUUAUAAAACCUAAAUGUAAAUAUAAUCAUUUAAAAGAGAUGGUAUUCCUAUUCCUAGCCCUGACUACAUUAAUGCCAAGAUUAGAAACUAUUGGGAAAUGUGUUUAAUACUUUUCCUUACCGUAUCCUGUGCCUGCCCUUGAGGGCGUAUUUUCAGAUAUUAAGGUUAGUGUUGUUAGAAUCAGUUUAAUAACAUUUUCUCAAUAGAGACAAUAUUCGUAUGAUACUUGGAACAUCUAAGUUUAAAAGAAAAAAUGUAUAAAGUAAACAAUUUCUUCAUAGACACCUCCAGUUCAUAUAUUUUACAAAUAGGCCUUUAACUUGAAGUUCAGUUACUUCAAGAAAAGUGUAACACUUAGAAGGCUUGUAAGGUCAACACCUAGUGUAUUACUGAUCUUGUCACGGGGCUGUACAUCAUGUGGUUCACAAAGAAUUUCACAAUUUUAACAAUUUACAUUAGAAAACUGUUACUUAACAACUAGGCAUAUACAAACUCAUAUACAUACUUAAAUUGGUAUGGUGGUAUAGGUGUGCUUGCGCGUGUGUGUGUAUGUGUUUUAGUCCUCAAGAUGAAGUCAACUAUAGACUUUGAUUACCCUGCAAUGAAUUUAAAACACAUUCUGUAUGCUUAAACUUUGAGUGUGUUGACUAUGAAAUGUAUAUGUACAUAAAGAGGAUACCUACUAAACCCACUUUAAUCAUAAAGGAAAAUUAUUUUUUGUUAGAAUUGCUUAUUAAAUAGGCAUUGUUUAUAUUGUGGUUUAUAAUUUCAAAUAUAAUUUGGGGUUAUGGUCCUAUCACUAAAAGAAUGAAAGAUAUCCAUGAGUUAAAAAGAACAAAACUAAAAAUUUCAAAUCUAACAAUUCAGAAAAUUGAGGCAGUAAAUGACCUCCUUUGUGUUUUACAAUAUUUUCAUGUUAUUUACAGUUAAAGCUGAAAUAUUUCUCAAGUGCAGGAAUAUAAAUGUUAAGUGGUUUUAUGAUUCCAAGCUGAUAUAUUUCACCUGUUAAAAAUUAUGCUGCUCAAUUAGCAUUAGAGGCCUUAUGUUUGGUAAUUACAAGUGUCUGGGCUAUGUGAGUCUCUACAUAUGUGUGUGCUUUAUUCCAGUUUCUUGAUUCAAAUUAUCUAUGUAUAAUUGUAUGAAAUAUUUAAAUAGCAAAGACGUCAAAGAAGAUUGUUAAAUAUCCAACAAGAAUCCUAAAUAUCCUUACAUAUAUUUAAAAAGUAUUGGGCUGUUUUGAACAUGAUUAUGCUGGUCUGUCUGCCUUUUUAGCCUGACUCCUUCACUCUUGUGUAUGGACGUCUAUUAGAAACUUUCAAUAAGCUAAGCAAUGUUGUAGCUUGCAAAAAAGCCUCCACUCUGAGAAACAGGGCCUUAUAGAGUAGGAAUGUUUUCAUACUGGAACUACUGAAAUUUUGCAGAUGUAUGCAUCUGUUUCAUUUAAGGUGCCCUUAAAUGUGUUGAAUGUAAUGUGUUGAAUGUUUAUGUGUAAUGGCUAAAGUAUCUAUAUGUGUGUGCAUAAAACUGUCACAAGAUGUAUUCUCAGGAAUACUGUUACCUGGAGUUUGAAAGGAAUAACUAUUAAAAAAAAAGUUGGGGAAGAUUAAAAAAAGUUCAAGAUAAAUGUUCAAAAUAUUACUAAGUAUAUGACUAAAAGCUAAUUACUACAUAUGAUAAAUACAGUGUUGGUAAUAGUAGAUAAUUUCUUAAGCCAUGAUGCUUAAUGAUAUUUAUCUUAUUCAGAGGAAAAAUAAAAAAAGGUACCCACUUCCCACAUAGAAAAAAAUUAAGACUCAACAAAGAGGUUGCUUCUUCUGAAAUUAACUUUUGAGAGACCUUGGAAUAAAUCAUGUAUUAUCCAUGAUAGUAUGACUCAGAUCCAAUUAAAACAGUUUAAAUCCUGGAUGUAGGAUCUCCUACAGCAAAACAUUUUAAUUUCAUUUUUCAGUAUUUGCUGCUUUCUAGAAUUCUAUUAGAUAAGCUAUUUCAUUUUUCUGAAAAGGAAACUGAGUUAUCGAGUGCAUUGAGACAAGGCACUGAGAACUACAGUGUCAAAAUCAAAAGGCAUAAAUGGGCAUGGCAGUGCUGGUAGAAAACUCUAUGGUACUGGUGAUCUGGUUAGGGCCUGUUGCACAGGCUGGGAGUAACUGGUUUGCUGUUUCAAGCCUCCAAGAGUACCUUACACAGGUGAUAGUUCCUUUCUUUUUUAGCAUUAUAUUCCUUUAGUCAACAAAGAACUUUCUCCACUCUGCUGCCCAGCUCUGAGAGUAUCUGAGAUAAGAAUAGGGUGUGUGUAAGGACCUUUAGGGAAGAAAGGGUCAUAAAUGAAUAGAAUUACAGUCCAAAACAUGAAUUAAAUAUCCUUCCUCCAGUUAUAAAGGAUACUUUAAUAGAAAACAGUCUCCAGAAUUUGCUGCUAUCACACCAAGUCAUGCUGUUGCCCUGUGACCUUACACUUCCAAUUCCAUGGCCUUGUCUUGGCAGUGAGUAAAAAGUCCCACUUCAGUUACUUUAGUGGGUCUCAACUGCAGCAUUUCAGAAACAAAUUUUGAUUUGACACUCAGGAGAAUAAAAACAAGUUGAGGGCAGAAUGUAUUUGGAAAAGCUUAAGACAAAUUUACUUAUAUUGUUUUAGGAUCAUUUAGGAUUACACAUCAAUUUACCUCCAUAAAUCUUUGAAUCGUCACUGUGACCACAGGAUGAAAAUCCUUUAUUAGCCAUUUUAUAGGUAAAAACAAAAGAUUGACUACACAGCCGACUUCCCUCAGAUAACUAUAAAGUCUGUUAUGAAUACUGAAUGACCAAAGAACAUGGAAAAAAUACAUAUGAAUAAAUACUGAAAUGUUUAUGAAAGAUAUUUAUGAAAGAUAUUAAGACUUCUGUGUUUAGGUAUGGACAUAUAAUAAAAUAAGUCUAAAAAUAUU
Molecule: messenger RNA, 13687 nt
Organism: Saimiri boliviensis boliviensis (Bolivian squirrel monkey)
Lineage: Eukaryota; Metazoa; Chordata; Mammalia; Primates; Cebidae
Gene: UNC80
Product: unc-80 homolog, NALCN channel complex subunit
Biological process (GO): monoatomic cation homeostasis
Cellular component (GO): cation channel complex; axon
Molecular function (GO): monoatomic cation channel activity
Source: RefSeq, a predicted model, not a curated record